GCAGACGCGGUAAGUCAGCCUGAGCUUGGAUCUUCACUGGGUUGGGAAUAAAAGUCACUGGAGUGGCCUGCACAGAGCAGAGGGAUAGGGACGAUGCAGACGUACAACCACAAGAAAUGGCCGAAGAGUUGACAGAGCCAAAAAUGCUUAGAAGCAGUAGCUGGGACUCCCAGAGAGAGGAGGGGAGGGGAGAGGUGCCCCCCACAGUGUGUCUCCUAGACAGCUGACACUGCAAAAUCCUGUUGAAAGCAUGGGGGGGGGUCAAGGGAGCAGACUCCUGUUGGUGGGAGGAGGCAAGGAGUCCACUCCAGCAAGUCGUUUUCUUUUUCUUUCUUUCUUUCUUUUUCUUUUUUUUUGAGGCAGGGUUUCUCUGUGUCGUUUUGGUGCCUGUCCUGGAUCUCGCUCUGUAGAUCAGGUUGGCCUCGAACUCACAGAGAUCCGCCUGGUUCUGCCUCCCGAGUGCUGGGAUUAAAGGCAUGCGCCACCACUGCCCGGCCACUCCAGCAAGUGGUGAAGGAAGAAUUCAUAUGUGGCAGAUGACCACAUUGCCUGGCCCCCUCCCCAGAUGCCCCUUCCCAAAGUGGGCUCAUGCCUAGAGGUACUGAAAUGCCACUGGCGACCACACCCUGUAUGGUUCUGGAUACCUGUACCAUUGGGGACCCUGGGUGAUCCUCCCUACCUCCCAGUAGGGCCUGGAUCCCUGCCAGCUGUGUUGAAUUAGAGAAGGGAUAUAUAGUCAUGGGCUCAGUCCUUCCCUGGUGGGGAGCAGGGAUGGGGACAGAGAGGCUCCAGUGUUUGAUUGGCUCUCCCCUACGAGAAUGUGGGUGCCAUGCAGUGUGUCUCUGUCUUGGCCAGUGCCUAGCUCAGUUAUGCCCUUUCGUGGGGUGGGAGCCCCGGGCUCAGUAUCUCCACCUUGCAGAAGCUCCUCUACCCCCUUCCGGGUCAGUUGCUGCCUUCACUCUGUGAAGACGGUUCUUUCAAAAGACUUCUAUUGCGUAAGUACUGUGCUCUCACUCUAGAAAAAUUAGAAAACGUCAGGCCAAAUAACAAAACUAUCGAUAAGUGUUAUCAAAGUACAGGCCGCCCCUCCCCCACCAGAGCGAGCAGCGACAGUCCUCCAGAGGUUUGUGUUUAGACCUGGGGACACCUGAGGGAGCCCAGCACGGCUCCAUCACUGCUUGCCCUCUCUGUCUCCAACCCCUCCCCGGCCAGAGUCGGGUAUUGAUGUCACCCCCUCCGACGGGACAUUAAAGAGUUGACAUGUGUGGAGUGCUUGGAGCAGUCUGGCAGGGAGCACUAGCCAGGCUGACCUCAUUAUGGAGAUGUGCACACCCUUAGAAACAUUUUAUUGUGGAAACUCCAGGCAUCUGCACAGGCUGCCUGCCCUGGCGCCUCGCCUGCAGUUCACGACUCUUGGCCCACCUGCUCCACUGCUUGCCUCCCUCCUUCCUCCUGAAGGCAUCAUCGUAAGGUUCCCCCAGGGAGUAAACAGACUCUCUCCCUCUCUCUUUCCAUCUAUUAGCUCUCUUGAAAACACAAUCACAUUCAUUCAGAGCACAAACGUCCCUAAGGGCUCCAUUCAUUUGUGCUCGCGGUUUAUCUGAAUCUGGAUUCGCCUGAGACCCAUGGGCUAGGAUUCCUACCUGGGGCUCCCCUCAGCUAACUGCAUCUAGGUUGCUUCUCUAGAAGCUUCCCAAGGCUUGGAUAUUGCGAACUUCUUUUCACACCCAACAUCUGAAACAAAUGCAGUGAUAUUUGUUGUGUCCGUGAAUUCAGCCCAACACUGGAGAACGCUGGAAACUCAAUUUGACUCUUCCCUGAGUGGUUUCACGUUGAGUUCAGCACUCGGCCUGCUGCAGUCCUACAAGGAUGCCUUCGUCCCUUCCCCCUGGCCUCCAGGGCAUCAGAAGGCAAAGUCAAGCUAAGGAAUCUGGUCCUUAAGUCGCUGUGUCCAGAGGCGUGUGCUCAGCCAUCCACAUCUCACACAGUGCCGCCAUGAGUAACCAAGGGAUGUCCCGUCCCGGUGGGAAGUGUAAUUCCUGUCCGUCGGUUUACAGUUUGCAUUUCGGCUUCUGCAGGAUCCUGUCUCCUGAAGGAGGAAACUAGAGCUCAAGCUGUCAUUUAACUUAAGUGUCAGGCGGAGCGACACCUUCAAGUGGAUGGAAGAUGGAGGCCACUCUUCCAGGGUCAGCUUCUGGUCAGGAGGCUCCCUGACCCCUCAGCCUCCAGCAGAACUUGGUGAGGCCUCGAGAACGGGUUACCUUAUGGUUCUCAGGUACCCUCCAACUCUAGCCAGCUUCUCCACCCUCCUCCUCAUGUUUGCUUCUGGAUAUCUCCUUCGGUGUUUCUUCUUGUCGCAGCAGGAAGCUGCACUGGGUCCCUUCACAACUGCACCUGUGUCCCUCCUUUGCUGGUCUCCUUGCUCCUGACAGUGUCCUCAUUUGCAGCUGUAGACCUCACUGCUCCAAGGUUGUGACUCAUCGAGCAAGACGCAGAGGCUGGCGCGCAGGCGCUGUGUCACCAACAGAGGCAGCUGGUCCAGGCUCGGAAGUGACGCAUGUGGUGAUGGAGCAGACCUCAGCCGAGGAGGCCAUCUGCUGGCAGAAGAACAUGGAUGCUCUUCUCCCAGGCCGCCCCCAGCCAGUUCUGCUGGACAUCAGCUGGUUUACAGAGAGCAUGGCGGCAGGGCAGCCUGUCCCUGAGGAGGUCCGGCACCACCUGGAGGUACCUGAACCCAGGAAGGAGCCCCCAAGCUCAGUGAUGAUGCCAACUUACGCCUGUCAGCGUCCCACACCUCUCACACACCAUAACACUACCCUCUCAGAGGCUCUGGAGACCCUGGCAGAGGCAGCAGGUUUUGAAGGCAACCAGGGCCGUCUUCUCUCCUUCUCCAGAGCCGCCUCGGUGCUCAAGUCUCUCCCCUGCCCUGUCACAUCCCUGAGCCAGCUGCAGGGGCUGCCCCUCUUUGGAGAACACUCCUCUAGGGUAAUCCAGGAGCUGCUGGAACAUGGAACAUGUAAGGAGGUGGAACAAGUCCGCAGCUCAGAAAGGCACCAGACCAUGAAGCUCUUCACCCAAAUCUUUGGGGUUGGUGUGAAGACUGCCAACCGGUGGUACCAGGAAGGCCUGCGAACCCUGGAUGAGCUCAGAGGGCAGCCCCAGAGACUGACCCAGCAGCAGAAAGCAGGGCUCCAGUACUACGAGGACCUGAGCACCCCAGUUGGGCGAGCUGACGCGGAGGCCCUGCAGCAGUUGGUGGAGGCCGCUGUGAGACAGACCCUGCCUGGAGCCACCGUCACGCUGACCGGCGGUUUCCGGAGGGGGAAGUCAGAAGGUCAUGAUGUGGACUUCCUUAUCACUCACCCUGAGGAGGGCCAAGAAGCGGGGCUGCUGCCCCGAGUGAUGAGCCAACUGCAGAGGCAGGGACUUGUGCUGUAUCACCAAUAUCAUCGCAGCCACUUAGACUCUGGCCGCCUCCUGCGGCAGAACUACACCAUGGACGCCUUCGAGAGGAGUUUCUGCAUCUUGUGCUUGCCCCAGCCCCCGCGUGCAGCUUUAGUGGGGAGCCUGCAGCCCUGUCCAGCCCGGAGAGCCGUGAGGGUCGAUCUUGUGGUCACCCCCAACAGCCAGUUCCCCUUCGCUCUUCUUGGCUGGACUGGCUCCCAGCUUUUUGAACGGGAGCUGCGGCGUUUCAGCCGGCAAGAGAAGGGGCUGUGGCUCAACAGCCAUGGACUGUUUGAUCCCGAGCGGAAGACAUUUUUCCAUGCAACUUCUGAGGAAGACAUUUUCAGACUCCUGGGCCUCAAGUACCUCCCUCCAGAGCAGAGAAACGCCUGAUCCUGCCUGCUGGCCACCACACCCACGCACAAAAAAUGAGGGGUCGCCUCACGUUUGACCAGGAUGUUUGUGGACAGAAGGUGUGCUGCCACCCCAUCGCCUCACCUGUGCAAAUGGAGUUUUCAGCGGCGGCGGCGGCGGCGGGGACAUUGGCAAGGGGUGACCCUGAGUCAGCUUUCAACCGCCACACUCCCCAGGGUUGGGGGCUCUGAGCAGUUCGUAGAUCAUGGAACUAUGGCCGUCUGAAGUCUUGGUUCUGGUCCUGGUGUGAGCAUUUGGUCUGUCCAGCUGCUGUCUGCUGGAUACCCUAUUCAGUGUGCUGGAAAAGGGACCCGUGUGCCUGCCCUGUGCUUGAGCUGAUAUGGGAAGUAUAAUUCUGGUGAUGCACAAGAAACCUGAGUGAGGUCUGUGCUACAGAAUCUGGAGAAGGAAGUGGCCCAAGACAGCACCCUGGGGCUGCCGGGCGCCACCACCCACAGCUGGGCCCCAGACUUCAUAAGUGGCACAGCCCCAGAGUCCUCUUCCACAUGCCUCUUCUUCCACUCGUAGCUAUUGCCCCCUUCACACUCCAGCCUGGGCUGAGCCUAGCCUGCCUACCCACAGUCCCCUUUGCAUCCACAGCCCCACAGUGAAUUCUGGGACAGAGGCUGUGCAGCUCAGCCUGGCAGCAAUACUGAAAACCGGCAAGAUCAGUGGGCUGCAGCCGAGUGCCCUUGCUGUCUUGAGUUGUGAGGUGCAGGCUCCCCGGUCCUGUCUCAAAACCAGUCGCUCUGCCACUUCCGACAGCCCCUGCGGCAGUUCCAAACCUGCAGUCCUCAGGCGGGUCCGUGGCUCUGGCAUUUCUGUCACCUCUUCCAGUCUCAGCUGUAUCCCUCUAGUUAAGCCCCGCCCCUUCCCGGUUCACUUCCUGUCCCUGUUUGCAGACCCUUUGUGACCAACUCCUUCACCUACUUGAGGCAGAAGCACUGACGUGGACUCGGCACAAUGUCCUCCAUUUCCCUCACACCCCCGGCACCCUCUGACUCAGAAGGCCCUUGCCCUUGCCUACUGUCCACCCAGUGCCCACUCUCCCUGACAGAGGAGAGCCUCCCAGACCAAUCGCCACAUUAUAAGUAUUUUAAAGAUCGACAUUCAAUAAAGUGAAUUUUUUUUUAAUCUA
Messenger RNA from Peromyscus maniculatus bairdii (prairie deer mouse), 4996 nucleotides. The record is from RefSeq and is a predicted model, not a curated record. NCBI's taxonomy places the organism in Eukaryota, Metazoa, Chordata, Mammalia, Rodentia, Cricetidae.